AUGCCAUCGCGCAUUCAAAUUCAUCACGGAACCUCAACUUCUCCACGACAGGCCCCCAGUACCGUCAACGACGUGGUCAAUGCCCUUCAUCGCAAAUUGACCGCCAACCACUUCGACAUUCCCUCCUCCAACCCUCCGUCUCGGAGACCCUCUUUCUCCAUGGAUUCUAUACUCCACCCCAAGAAAGACAAGAAACACGAGGAUCCCAAAGAUCGGGACUCGCGAAAUCAGAAACGCCUGUCGCUGCCCGGCCGUCAUGCCACCAAAUCCAAGGACAGAGUGUCGGGUCAUUCUCCCCGAUUCGCGCCCAUUCACCCAGGUCGAUUUGAAAUGAUCAUUGAGUCGCCUCCUCUCGUACUAUACGGAACUCCGGCCACCUCCACCGGGGCAUUACUCUCUGGUCGGUUGAAGCUGCUCAUUGACGACCCGACCCGUGAGCUUCGUCUGGACAAAUUCGGUAUGGUGCUGCGGGCAACCAUCACGACCAAGAAGCCUGUUGCGAAAGACUGCAAAGACUGCACCGAGAGGAUCGACAACAUCAAGCAAUGGGUCUUUCUUUCCGAACCAAAGACUUUCUACGCCGACGACGACAACCAAUUCCCCUACUCCGUUCUGUUUCCUGGUCAUCUUCCUGCAUCCACACAUUCUUCGUUGGCCUCGAUCCAGUACUCCCUCGUGGCCACUGCAACUACUUCUCAUGGCGAGAACAUUGUCCUGACUCAUCCGCUCACCCUUCAGCGCGCCAUCCAGCCCGGUCCUGAGAAGUCCAGCAUCCGAAUUUUCCCGCCGACCAAUCUCACUGGCCGUGUUCAACUACCUCCCAUCGUGCACCCCAUUGGGGUCUUCCCCGUCACCAUGUCGAUGAGCGGCGUCGUGGAGAAAAGAGCCGAGAGCCAGGUCCGAUGGAGGUUGAGGAAGAUGGCUUGGCGGAUCGAAGAGCACUCCAAGGUCAUCUCGACCCCGUGUGCUAAGCAUGCUCACAAAGUCAGCGAGGGGAAAUCCAUUUUGCACUCCGAAACAAGAGUGCUGGGCAAUGACGAGCUGAAGAGCGGCUGGAAGACCGACUUCGACACCAUUGGAGGCGAAAUCACCAUGGAGUUCGAAGCGUCUCUCGCGACGAAAUCGAGCCACAGGGCCAGUUGCGAUGUCGAAUCUGCCACGGGCAUUGAAGUCAAGCACAACUUGGUGCUCGAGUUGAUCGUAGCCGAAGAAUUCUGCCCUAACAAGAACCCCUCGUUAGUCACUCCCACCGGUGCCGCGCGUGUGCUGAGAAUGCAGUUCGGCUUGAUCGUCACCGAACGUGCAGGGAUGGGCAUCAGCUGGGACGAAGAAAUGCCACCGGUCUACGAAGAUGUGCCGCCGAGCCCACCGGGCUACGGCAGCUCGGACCGAAACGAUGGAGCUUGGGGCGGUGCCGUCAUGGAAGACUACCAUGGGCCGGAACUCGAGUACGAAGACCUGGAAACUAUGCACAAUCAGAAUCCCCAUGGACCUCCAUCGCGACGUUCCAGCAACUCAGGUCUCCCUAUGCGGGAUCGACCUCACCAUUUGAUGAGAGAUAAUUCGAGCGGUGAGGGACCGUCGAGGAGAUUCAGUCCUGUCCGGAGGCACCUGACGGGUUUGACGAAUGACGAGCUGGGAGCAGAACCGCCUCAAUAUGCUCUGAGAGCGACGAACAUGUCUCGAGAUAGCCAGCCAAAUGCGCCGGUUGAAGACUAUGGUGAAGGGACUUCCUCCAGCGCGCAACGCGGAUGA
Fonsecaea erecta is the source of this 1755-nucleotide messenger RNA. RefSeq lists its product as hypothetical. The record is from RefSeq and is a predicted model, not a curated record. The transcript has a single exon. The coding region runs from base 1 to 1755 and encodes 584 amino acids. Lineage: Eukaryota; Fungi; Ascomycota; Eurotiomycetes; Chaetothyriales; Herpotrichiellaceae.